GUCCAUUUAAGAGUUUGUAUGUAUAUGAUGUUGCUGUCCACAUUACAUGCAUUGUUUACCAUUAAAUAUGUGAAACAUUAUUUAAGGUCAAACCUAACACAAAUUAUAACUUUUUUUUUCCUUUUUUUUUUUUUACCAGUUUAUUGUGACAUAGAGAGUAUUUUAAGAGUACUAUAAUUAUGAGUUAAUCAUGACACGACACAAUUUAAGAGUUUUUAUACAUUAUAACAAAAUUGUUCGACAAAUGACACUUGAACUAGACUUGAUAUAAAUAAACCAUUUACCACUUGCAGUUUCGCAAAUCGCGGGCAAAGAAAUUAGACCAGAAUAUGUCUCUCAGUCUCUUCCUUGUCAAAGACAAAGACUAUUCCAAAGCCAAAUAACAAAAGAACAGCCAAACUAAAACCAACUUCAAUAAAUCAAAUAACCCUCUUUUUUUUUUUUUUUUUUUUUUUUUUUUUUUUUUUUUUUUUGGCUCACGGGAAGAUAGAUAAAAAGUCUUAAGAUAUUCAUGUGCCUUAAACUUGUAGGAUGACCUCCAACUAAGGCAAUACACUACAACUAUACAUACACCCCUCAUUCCUCUUCUUACCAAAUUUGUUAUUUUCUCUCUCCUCUUCUUUACAUUUCAUACAUUGCUUUCUGUGCUUACUUAACAGAAAGUUACAUCAGAAUUUUUCCAGCAGAUAUCAGUUCAUAAUCAUCAUAUUUUUCUGCCAAAAAUAAAAUCUCUUUUUUUUUAACCAAUCUUCUGUUUUUUGUACUUCCCAUUUUGUCAUGGAAACUUCCUCCAUUCUUGGUUCUGCAGAAUCAUCUGACAGUGCUGCAGUCAACUACCGCGGUGGUGAACACUCCUUUCACCAUUCUCCACCCGGAAAUUAUGAUGAUAAGCCGAGUAAUCAGGGGAGUUUUUCCCUGACUUCCAUUCUCCUGAUUGUCAUACCUAUCUUCAUACUUAUCCUCCUUUCUUUCAUCGUAGUCCUUAUUAUAUUGCUUCGACGACAGAGGAGGUCGUCGAAGUGUAACAAUUAUAACAGCAACAGCAACAGCGACAACAGCUGCAAGUUUGCUGCUGAUACUGCUAUUAGUUUUACUGAAAGCAGUCCAGAGGUGAAGAAUGAGUGUAUGUCAAACCCGAGCUCAAGGCGUACAUCAUCACAAUUUAGACAAAAAGGUGUACAAGUAUUCACAUACAAGGAGCUGGAAAUGGCAACAAACAACUUCAACGAGACGAAUGUGAUAGGGCACGGUGGUUACGGGGUGGUGUACAGAGGAAUUCUAGGAGAUGGGACUGUGACAGCAAUUAAGAUGGUGAACAGCAAUGGCAAGCAAGAAGAGCGUGCUUUUAGAAUAGAGGUGGACCUACUAAGCCGUUUACAAUCCCUUUACCUAGUUGAGCUACUUGGCUAUUGCGCGGAUCAAAAUCACAGGCUCCUAAUCUUUGAAUUUAUGCCCAACGGCAGCCUACAGCAGCACCUACAUUCACCUCACACCUACCCUCAGCCAUUGGAUUGGGGCACUCGACUACGUAUCGCCCUUGAUUGUGCCCGUGCCCUCGAGUUCCUUCAUGAGCAUGUAACACCUUCCAUAAUCCACAGGGACUUCAAAUGCAGCAACAUUCUAUUGGACCAUAACUUCAGGGCUAAGGUGUCUGAUUUUGGUUUGGCUAAGACAGGUUCGAAUAAGAUCAACGGUCAGAUUUCAACUCGCGUCUUAGGGACCACCGGAUACCUGGCUCCAGAGUGGGUACGCUUCAACAGGGAAGCUCACUACAAAAUCAGAUGUUUACAGCUUCGGGGUUGUUCUUUUACAGCUCAUUACAGGACGUGUACCUGUAGAUACAAGGCGCCCAUCAGGAGAGCAUGUCCUUGUCGAUUGGGCUCUUCCAAGACUAACUCACAGACAGAAGGUAAUGGAAAUGAUUGAUCCAAAUUUAAAAGGGCAAUACUCCCAAAAGGAUAUAAUUCAGAUUGCAGCAAUUGCUGCUGUUUGUGUACAAGUAGAGCCAGAUUACAGACCUUUGAUGACGGAUGUUGUGCAGUCUUUAAUCCCUUUGGUGAAAAAUCUUUCAUCUGUUCCUUCAAGUUCAUCCAGAUAUCUCACUAAUUUCGUCAGUCCAAGGUCUCAGAGGCCGUCUUUGUCAUAGUAAAUGACUUCUCUAGGAAAAAAUUGGUUUACAUUCUUUUGAAUCUGAUGGAGAUUUCUGUACUUCGUAUUUUCUCCUAAAAGCCAACGAUCAAGAUUAAAAUUGGCAUGCAAAUACAUGAACACGGCCAAAAUGAGGAUUAUUGAAAAGAUUCACGUUGCAGUGUAUAUUAUGAAGAGGAGCACACAGUUCAAAGAGCAGCAUGACCAUGCAUUUCAACAUCAGGAAUAAUUCAAGAUAACAGCAACAGACUCACGGUAUAGCUUCCAAUCCAUGUACCUGGAAGUUAGACAGAGUCAAAAGAAAAACAAGUUGUGGAGUCUGAUAAUUUAAUGCUGUACAUGAAUACUACAAUGGUUUAUCAUUCUGUAAGCUUUUGCUUAAGUAUAGAAUAAGGAAAGUUCGAAGAAAAA
Chenopodium quinoa (quinoa) is the source of this 2559-nucleotide messenger RNA. RefSeq names its product probable serine/threonine-protein kinase PBL7. The record is from RefSeq and is a predicted model, not a curated record. Gene Ontology annotation, molecular function: protein kinase activity; ATP binding. Bases 778 to 1926 code for a protein of 382 amino acids. The transcript has 6 exons. Gene Ontology annotation, biological process: protein phosphorylation. NCBI's taxonomy places the organism in Eukaryota, Viridiplantae, Streptophyta, Magnoliopsida, Caryophyllales, Amaranthaceae.